AUGUUUACCGACGUUGUUGACAUUGAUGCGUGGCUUUAUUUGCACUGUUACAGGAAACUCAGUAUCACGACGAACCGGCCAGAUGAUGCAUGCCUUCUGAUCGCUUCUGUGGAAAGCGAUGACGAUGUGGCAUCCUUAAAGUAUUGGAAUGCCGGUCGAAACCACGUUCUACUGAACAUUGGAAAAGGGUCGUUGGCUAAUUACCCGAAUGCAAUCGUGGUUUCCGCUUCUUUUCAUCCAAAGUAA
Messenger RNA from Gongylonema pulchrum, 246 nucleotides. The record is from the annotation of a GenBank genome assembly. NCBI's taxonomy places the organism in Eukaryota, Metazoa, Nematoda, Chromadorea, Rhabditida, Gongylonematidae.